AUGGAAAAGGAUCUUGAACAACCUCUCGCCUGCGACCCCGAUGCCGACAUGGUGCGCAAUGAAAGCGAGCAAUCUCUCCUCGGCACGGGCUCCCGAUUGAGGCUCUUUUUCUUGAUGUGCGUCUUGACCUCCAUCGCCAAUUUCCCGUCAGCGUUUACCCAUACCUCAGUCAACAACGCCGUUCACGAAUUCAACGAUUAUCUCAAUGAGUCAUUUACCGGCCGGGAGUUGCCGCUAGAAAAUCAUCAUAUAUCACUUAUCCGCUCGACGAUCAACUGUGUCUGGUACGUAGGACAAGUUGGCGGUGCACUCGCCAGUCCAAUUAUUUGCGAUCGCUAUGGGCGAAAAGCCGCCUUCGUCCUGUCUUCUUUCUUCGUUACAAUUGGAGCAGCUCUGCAAUUUGUGGCGUCUUACUUUCCGGUACCAGAGCUCUUCUUCUUCGGGCGAAUAUUGGCCGCGGUCUCAUCUCCGCUGAUGGAUGCAGCGCUUAUCAUCUACCUUCAGGAAUGCGCCCCGGCAGCUGUUCGCGGAAGUAUGUCAUCUCUAUUUUCAACCGGCUACGCUGUCACUUGUCUACUUGGGAUGGCCUUGGGGCAAGAUGAGCUCUUGGGGCGAGAUCUUCAUCUUCUACUAUUGGUGCCACUUUUGACUGGCGCGGCUUCUACCCUCUACUUGUUGACGAUCCCCGACACGCCAAAAUACUUGGCGAUUAAAAAGAAAAACAAUUUGGCGGCUCAUCGUUCGAUCAGCUAUUUCCUGGGCUCUUCCAUCGACCCAGUCAUCGAAAAAGAGAUUUUGAAGGAGGAGGCAUCAGAGUCGUCACAAGAGGAAGAUGGCAGCAUCUUGCUUCUUUGCUCUUGCCCACGGAUGCGAAAUUCGCUAUACCUGUCGCUGGCGGCCUUGGUAUUCACGCUGCCAUUUUUCCCGAUUCUCCAAAGCUCAACCUAUAUUUACACGCGGAUCGGAAUCGACAAGACCACCGCUCAAUCAGCCUCCACGGCUCUUAUGGUGAUUUUCACUGGCGCGUGCUUCGUUUCGACUUCGAUAAUCGAUAGAUUUCCUCGGCGUAAACUUCUUUUGACGGCAGGCGCCACAUCAUUAUUACUUCUAUUCCUAUUCCCAACCUUUGAAUUGAUUUCCGACAUGCCCACCAUCUCAAUUGCUGUCUCUGCGCUUUACAUUUUCAUUUAUGGCGUUGGUGUCGGCCCUGUUGCUUGGACGAUUGGCCCCGAAUUGGUGCCGCUAAAUUAUCGAUCCGCUUUAUUCUGCGUCUGCUAUGCCCUCCACAGUCUACUGGUCGUGUGUACAAACUUUGUGAUCAUCCCCCUAUUUGAUCUCGUCGGCACAGCUGCAUUCCCGCUGCUCUACUCAUUGCCUGUUGGCGUUUCUUGGUGUCUUCUUUAUAUGCGGCUCCCCGAAACGAACAAGCAACAAACGCAU
Mesorhabditis spiculigera is the source of this 1440-nucleotide messenger RNA. NCBI's taxonomy places the organism in Eukaryota, Metazoa, Nematoda, Chromadorea, Rhabditida, Rhabditidae. The record is from the annotation of a GenBank genome assembly.